This is a messenger RNA of Tupaia belangeri chinensis (Chinese tree shrew), 2020 nucleotides long. It is a transcript of the gene TRIP4, whose product is annotated as thyroid hormone receptor interactor 4. Gene Ontology annotation, cellular component: nucleus; RQC-trigger complex. The transcript is spliced from 13 exons. The coding region runs from base 71 to 1807 and encodes 578 amino acids. The record is from RefSeq and is a predicted model, not a curated record. Gene Ontology annotation, molecular function: zinc ion binding. Gene Ontology annotation, biological process: rescue of stalled cytosolic ribosome. Lineage: Eukaryota; Metazoa; Chordata; Mammalia; Scandentia; Tupaiidae.
UGUUGCGAAGGGAACGAGUCCGGUGUAGGACGUGGGGCCUUUGUAGCCCAGCUGGUUCCGGCAGGGGAAAAUGGCGGUGGCUGGGGCGGCAUCCGGGGACGCGCUGGUGCACUGGUGUACCCAGCAGUUGAGGAAAACUUUCGGCCUGGAUGUCAGCGAGGAGAUCAUUCAGUAUGUUUUGUCAAUUGAGAGUGCUGAAGAAAUACGGGAAUAUGUUACUGACCUCCUCCAAGGAAAUGAGGACAAAAAAGGUCAAUUCAUCGAAGAGCUUAUAACCAAAUGGCAAAAGAAUGAUCAGGAGCUGAUUUCUGAACCUUUGCAGCAGUGCCUCAAAAAAGAUGAAAUUUUAGAUGGGCAGAGAUCGGGAGACCAUCUAAAGCGGAGUAGGCGAAAAGGAAGAAACAAACAGGAAGUUCCUGCAUUUCCUGAACUUGACACAACUGUAGAGGUCGUUAAAACACCUUUUGAUUUGGCCAAGGCACAGGAGAACAGCAACUCCGUAAAGAAGAAGACAAAGUUUGUCAGUUUAUACACAAGAGAGGGGCAGGACAGGCUUGCGGUCCUGCUUCCUGGUCGCCACCCUUGUGAUUGCCUGGGUCAGAAGCACAAGCUCAUCAAUAACUGUCUGAUCUGUGGGCGGAUUGUCUGUGAACAAGAGGGUUCUGGCCCCUGCUUAUUCUGUGGCUCUCUGGUAUGUACUCCUGAAGAACAGGAUAUUUUACAGCGCGACUCAAACAAGAGCCAGAAACUGCUAAAGAAACUCCUGUCAGGGACAGAGAAUCCUGGAAAGGUGGACAUCUCUGUCAAGGAUCUUCUUCCUCAUCAAGAAUUGCGAAUGAAGUCUGGUCUGGAGAAGGCUAUCAAGCAUAAAGACAAGCUGUUGGAGUUUGACAGAACUAGCAUUCGAAGGACCCAAGUCAUUGAUGAUGAAUCAGAUUACUUUGCCAGUGAUUCUAACCAAUGGUUGUCCAAAAUUGAGCGGGAAACCCUGCAGAAGCGAGAGGAGGAGCUGAGAGAACUUCGACAUGCCUCCCGACUCACUAAGAAGAUCACCAUUGAUUUUGCAGGCAGGAAGAUCCUGGAAGAAGAAGAUCCCUUAGCAGAGUAUCACAGCAGACUAGAUGAGACAAUACAGGCCAUUGCCAAUGGAACCUUGAACCAACCACUGACCAAAUUGGAUAGAUCUUCUGAAGAGCCUUUGGGAGUUCUGGUAAACCCCAACCUGUACCAGCCUCCUCCUCAGUGGGUAGACCACACAGGUGCAUCCUCACAGAAGAAGACUUUCCAUCCAUCAGGAUUUAACUCGUAUCAGCACCACUUGCGAAUCCAGGAUCAAGAAUUUCAGGAAGGCUUUGAUGGUGGCUGGUGCCUCUCUAUGCAUCAGCCAUGGGCUUCUCUGCUUGUCAGAGGGAUAAAAAGGGUGGAGGGCAGAUCCUGGUACACUCCCCACAGAGGACGACUUUGGAUAGCAGCCACAGCCAAAAAACCAUCCCCUCAGGAAGUCUCAGAACUUCAGGCUACAUAUCGUCUUCUUCGUGGGAAAGAUGUGGAAUUUCCCAACGACUAUCCAUCAGGUUGUCUUCUAGGCUGUGUGGACCUAAUUGACUGCUUAUCUCAGAAGCAAUUUAAGGAGAAGUUUCCAGACAUCAGUCAAGAAUCUGAUUCUCCAUUUGUUUUCAUCUGCAAAAAUCCCCAGGAAAUGAUUGUGAAGUUUCCUAUUAAAGGAAAUCCAAAAAUCUGGAAACUGGAUUCCAAGAUCCAUCAAGGAGCAAAGAAGGGGUUAAUGAAGCAGAAUAAAGCUGUCUGACCCAGGAGAAAAGGAGCUAUACAGCAUAGUGGAGUUCUGUGUACUGAAUCUGCUAUCCCCCGGUCCGCUGGAAUUGAAGCAGCAGACAUCUAAAGCUUGGCAUCAGGCUUAAAUCUCUCAGAAUUUAAACUCUUACAAAAUCUGAAUAUUUUUCUUAAAACAUGGGGUUCUUAUAAUUAUGUAAAUGGGUCAAAAUGUUUGAAUAUAUUAUGU